AAGUCAGCGGUCGUGAAUAUUGUUAAAAAUUACAAUUUCGUGAUAAUUUGCUAUCAAUUUUAAAAUUAAAUUUAAACCGUAAACAUGUUUCUGACCCGCUCCGAGUACGAUCGUGGGGUGAACACGUUCAGCCCCGAAGGCAGGCUGUUCCAGGUGGAAUAUGCCAUCGAGGCCAUCAAACUGGGGUCGACAGCCAUUGGGAUAUGUACAUCGGAAGGCGUCGUUUUAGCGGUCGAAAAAAGGAUAACGUCUCCUCUGAUGGAGCCUACUACCAUUGAAAAGAUUGUGGAAGUAGACCGCCACAUCGCCUGCGCUGUAUCGGGCCUGAUGGCUGAUUCAAGAACACUAGUGGAACGCGCCCGUGUGGAGUGUCAGAACCACUGGUUUGUGUACAACGAGCGCAUGAGCGUUGAGUCGUGUGCGCAGGCGGUGUCCAACCUGGCGAUACAGUUCGGCGACAGUGACGAUGACAGUGGCACCGCUAUGUCCAGACCUUUUGGUGUAGCUGUUAUGUUUGCAGGCAUUGAUGAGAAGGGUCCCCAACUAUUCCACAUGGACCCCAGUGGCACAUUUGUCCAGUAUGACGCCAAAGCUAUUGGCUCUGGCAGUGAGGGAGCUCAGCAAAGUCUUAAGGAGGUCUACCACAAGUCGAUGACUCUGAAAGAAGCGAUCAAGUCGGCUCUGACUAUCCUAAAACAGGUGAUGGAAGAGAAACUGUCUGCUAACAAUGUAGAGGUGGUGACCAUGACUCCUGGAGAAUUGUUCCACAUGUUUACGAGGGAGCAGCUUGCCGAGGUUAUCCAAGAUAUUCCCUAGACAAAUAAUAGUUGGUUGGAAGUUGGUGUGAUGUGAAUUUAUUACUAUUUUCAUUUCCAAAAUUCUGAACUUCGUCCUUUGAAGGACGUAUUUGGAAAAUCAUAAUUCUGAUUUCUAAAAACGGAAUGAUUUACAAAGCUCUGGAUAGCAUUGUUAUAUUGGGAAAAUUAUUAAAAUAAGUUGAGAUCACACUGCUAAGGUACUUUGAAAUAGUAAUAUUUGAAGUAAAUUGUAUUUCCUAGUUGAUCAUUGUAAAGUUGCAUUUUUAUUUAAGUACAUUAGUGUAUUGUAUGUAAUAACUGUAUUUAUGUAUGAUCAUUUAUUUCAUUGUAGCUAUAUAAAAGUACUUAUCUCAAAAACUUAUUAAUUUGAUAACUAUGUAAAUUUUUUACACUCAUGUUUUAGUAUUACUUGAACAGUUGUUUAAUUCAGCAUUAUUUUAAAAGUGUAUUUAACUACUAAUGGUUCUGGAGGUGCAGUUUAUUUGAAACAUUACUUUAUAAUAUUGGAUCUUAUGGUAAGUAUUCACAGUUUAUAAUAAAAAAUAUCGACAUAA
This is a messenger RNA of Ostrinia furnacalis (Asian corn borer), 1372 nucleotides long. RefSeq names its product proteasome alpha5 subunit (gene Prosalpha5). Gene Ontology annotation, cellular component: proteasome core complex, alpha-subunit complex; proteasome core complex. NCBI's taxonomy places the organism in Eukaryota, Metazoa, Arthropoda, Insecta, Lepidoptera, Crambidae. Gene Ontology annotation, biological process: proteasome-mediated ubiquitin-dependent protein catabolic process. The record is from RefSeq and is a predicted model, not a curated record. The transcript has 5 exons. Bases 85 to 816 code for a protein of 243 amino acids.